This is a messenger RNA of Phycodurus eques (leafy seadragon), 3129 nucleotides long. It is a transcript of the gene cratb, whose product is annotated as carnitine O-acetyltransferase b. Gene Ontology annotation, cellular component: peroxisome. NCBI's taxonomy places the organism in Eukaryota, Metazoa, Chordata, Actinopteri, Syngnathiformes, Syngnathidae. The transcript is spliced from 15 exons. The record is from RefSeq and is a predicted model, not a curated record. Gene Ontology annotation, biological process: carnitine metabolic process, CoA-linked. Bases 362 to 2215 code for a protein of 617 amino acids. Gene Ontology annotation, molecular function: carnitine O-acetyltransferase activity.
UUUCCUCGCUCCGUUUACGGAAACACUUUGGACGUCAACACGUGUGCAGGCUUGUGCUGCGGGGUUCACUUCAGUACGUGAGGCGUUGCAUGCGUGCUCCUGCUUCCCAAAUCCCAAGUAAGAACGGCGCCGAGGGGGUAGGUCGUGUUGUGUUUCUCAAGCGGGGUCCGCUCGAUCGAUGAAGACUCUGUUGCACGUCCUCGAUGGAGCACGGCGCACUUUUUAAUCAUCUGCACCCUCAACGACUGUGCUAAAGUAUACGGGGGGGGUUUAAGGAGGCCGAGGAGUUUCCUUCCUAUGCGGAACACGUUCGACAGACCGAUGCAAAGACGACUGGAGGCUUGAUUGGGAAAGAAAAAACAUGAUUUCCAGCAAAAUCCAACCGGGAGCGUGCAGACUAUGGUUGACGCGUGUGACAUCCAGGCAGGAGCUGAGUAUGUCCACCUUCGUGCCCCCGCAGCCGGUGCCCCCCCUGGGUCAGACUCUGCAGGCGUACAUGAGAGGCCUGGAGCCCCUGAUACCCUCUGAAGAGCUCACCCACACCCGCAGGGUGAUGCGGGAGUUUUCCAGGCGAGGUGGUCUCGGCGCGGAGCUUCAGAGGGGCCUGGAGAGGAGGGCGAGAAAGACCGAGAACUGGAUCACAGACUGGUGGGUGCAGUGGGCCUACUUGGACAGUCGACUGCCGCUGCCUGUGCACUCCAACCCAGCCAUUUCUCUCCCCAGACGAGAUUACAAUGGCUGGCGGAGCCAACUGUUGUUUGCAUCCAAACUGAUUGUUGCAGUACUUGAGUUUAAGGCCAAACUUGACGCUGGCCGGCUGCCAGUGGAGUACAUGCGAGGCAGGCCUCUGUGCAUGGCGCUCUAUCCACUGCUCUUCUCUUCCUGUCGCAUCCCGGGGCCCAAACACGACUACGUCGCUCACCACGGGAUUUCCCGACGGUCACCGACGCAUAUCACUGUGGUCAGGAACUAUCAGUUCUUCCAGCUGGAGGUGUACAACAGCGACGGCUCCCGCCUGACGGAGAGCCAAAUUCACGGGCAGCUGCUGAGGAUCAGAUCUCAGUCCUGGAAGACGGACAAGGAGCCGAUGGGGAUCCUGACCAGCGAGCAUCGCCACACGUGGGGCCAGGCCUACAACCGCCUGCUGAGAGAUAAACUUAACCGGGAAUCAGUGCAGGCAAUUGAGAAGGGACUUUUUUCGCUAUGUCUGGAUUCUCCAGUUAUGAGGAUAUCAGAUGAAAAAUACGCCAGCCGCAAAGCAGCCCAGGUCCUGCACGGAGGCGGGACCUUCUCCAACAGCGGCAACCGCUGGUUUGACAAAACUCUGCAGUUUGUGAUAGGCGAGGACGGCUCCUGGGGUCUCCUGUAUGAACAAGCCACAGCUGAAGGUCCGCCCAUAGCAACCCUGCUGGAUUAUAUCCUGCGCUACUGUGAGACUCCCGAGCCAAGGCGAGCACCACUGGUCCCGCUUCCAAUGCCUAAGAAGCUUUACUUCCAUAUAGACAGAGAAAUCAAGAGAGACAUUGAGAAUGCCAAGCGGAACCUUGAUAUACUGAUCAAUGACCUGGAUGUGAAUGUUUUCAACUUUAAGAAAUUUGGCAAAGACCUUCCUAAGCAGCACAAACUGAGUCCGAACUCCUUCAUCCAGGUGGCCCUGCAGCUGGCCUAUUACAGAGUUCACGGUGACGUUUGCGCCACCUGCGACAUCGCUUCUCAAAGGAUGUUUCGUAAAGGAAGAACCGAAUACAUCCGCUUGCCUUCAAGCCAGACACUCAAAUUCAUCCUUGCCUUCGUCGAUCCAUCCGUGUCGCGUGAAGCCGAGCUCCAACUAUUCACAGAAGCUGUUGAUGCCUACUCGGCUCUGACCGACCAGGUGCUUAAAGGACAUGGCAUAGACCGACACCUGCUGGGGCUCAAGCUGCAGGCCAUCGAAGACGGACUGAGCGUUCCCAAAAUCUUCAUGGAUACUGCCUUUGGCCUAGCGACUCAUUGGAAGCUUCGAACUGGGCAGGUGCCUGCGAACACAGACAGUGUGAUGUGUUUUGGUCCCCUGGUUCCUGACGGUUACGCCAUAUGUUACAACCCGCAGUCUGACCACGUCCACUUUUCUAUAACGGCCUUCAACUGCUGUGAGGAGACAAAUGCAGAAACACUGGGCGUCGCCGUGAGGGAAACCUUGUGCCAACUGUACGAGCUCCUGGAGCCUACUGUGUAGAGCUGCGGCAGACUUAAGACUUUCACUCCUAUGUAUUCUUAAGCAAAUUUACAAAAGUGUUUAUGAAGGGUUAUUUCUUGUAGAUUUGUUUUUGCAUUGUACAUUCACAGCUGCCCACUUUUCACGCUGUUGGUGUGGAAAAUAAAUCACGUUAACACUUCAGCAUUAAUCACAGACAAAACGCAUGUAUAUGUGUUUGUGAAGGACCAAAAUGUGGGGAAAAAAUAUUGAUAGGAACAAAUGGUGCUGUUGCUUGAAUAAAAUUGAUGUGGCCCUAUUUGGAGAGGUUUUGGAGAAACAGAUGCUGCCAUCCAAGCAACGUCUUUUUCAUGGACACCCCUGCUUAUUUCAGCAAGGCAAUCCCAAACCACAUUUUGCACGUGUUACAACAGCAGGGCUUCGUAGUAAAAGAGUGCGGGUACUAGACUGGCCUGCCUGCCAUUGAGCUGUCUCCCAUUGAAAAUGUGUGGCGCAUCAUGAAGCAUAAAAUACGAAAACGGAGACCCAGGACCGUUGAACAGCUGAAGCUGUACGUCAAGCAAGAAUGGGAACUAAUUCCACCUACAAAGCUAAACCUAUAUACAUAUUCUAUGAAUUUUUUCGUUUUUCUUUUUCUCUCUCAAUGAAUGUUUUUACAAAUGUAUUUUAUUAGUUCUAUUCUCUGUGUGUUGCACAGAAAAUAUACAAUAAUCCCCAUUGUUUAGAACGUACAGAAUAAAAAAAAGUUUCAGGUCACAUAUUUCACACUUUAAUUUAGGGCCCACCAACCUUUCACAAAGUGAGAGCUGCUACUGUUUACGUCACACUGCUGAAAUAACAAACUGGAUGUUUGACGCGUGAAUUUAAAUCGUGCCGUGACCAGUAUCGCAGGUGUCAGGCUGAAUCCUCACAAUUCCAAAACCAUCACUUUUCAU